AUGCUCUCAUUUGACCAGAUCCCAGAUGAAAUCAUCCACCAAAUACUGCAUUACAUCUCACCAGAGGACAACUUAGUCACAGCGAACCUCCUAUCGAGACGCUUGGCCCGGCUUUCCAAUGAACCGAUUUUGUGGCGAUACUACUGUUUGCAUGCCUUCAAGUUCUGGCAUCCCAGUCACAGGUUCAAUGAGAAACUCGAAGAACCUGCAUCCAACGUUCUGUGGAAGCAGUUGUUUCUACUCCGCAAGAGAAGAAAUGCCAAGGCUGCAAGCCAAUUCCGUGGAAUAUUGGCCACCAAAUAUGGUCGAGUAAAGAAUUUUGAAGAGAUCUGCUUACUUGGUCUUGACGCCAAGGACUUUCUAUUGAACCAGGCCCAGACCCCAGAUCAUUUCGAAGACGUCUUGGCCAGAAGAUAUUUCAGUAAUGCCAUUCUCGCCAGCAUGCGCCGUGGGUACGCCAUCCAAAUUUGGGACAACCUUCGCAGUGAUGAAGCACGCGAAGCUUGGAGACCCAACCAAGUUCCGAAAGUUGUGCCCGGAAGAUUAGAGCGCGCACUUGCUGCUUUUGAUAUGUUUGUCAUUCAGGGCGACGAGGGUGACAUAGACCACGUUUCCAAGCUUCUUGACAAACUCGCAGCCGAGUUUCGGAGCGGUCAUCCCGAAUUUGACGGGCUUUGCAUUCGAGAAAGGGCACUAACUCUGAAUCGUUGGCUGAGAUCCAACAAUCUGACCGGUAUGGUCGACCCUGAAACCAACUAUCGCAAUUUACGGAACUGCCUCCUUGGCCAUGCGCUGCGAACAUCGACCCACCAGUCACUUCCAAUGGUUUCGGCAGCAAUUUUCUGUUGCGUCGGCGAGAGGCUGGGAUUGAAUGCCCACUGCUGUGCGCUACCAGGCCAUGUGCUUUCAAUGGUCUUCGCGACGCCAGAAUUCAAGUUGGAUGGCUCCAGAGUCACGGAUCCAUCAAGGCAACUUGAGAGGAUGUACUUGGACCCAUAUGGGGGCGAUGAGGAGUUCAGCAAGGAGACGCUGCGACAGUUCAUUGCCCAGGUCGGGUGGCACAGUCUAGAUGUCGAAACAAUGGCACCGGCAGCCGUAUCAACAAUGAUUGGACGUCUUGCACACAAUAUACGGCAUACCAACCUCGUUUACACGUCUCAGGACGUGUCUAUAGAGAGAUUGGCUGGACUCGGGGCUGGGACCGCUCUCCAGAACCUUGAAUUAUCCGUCUACGCCGCCGCCUGGGCAACAACUCUCCUGGACCCUGAUGCUUUUGUUGAUGUGACAUCACAUUUCGCAUUACGGUUCAACUCGCUGCGCUUCGAUGACGCCUGGAUCGUAGAGAAGAUUUACAUUACUCGGCCACAACCGCAUGGCGAUGUGUUUCUUGCUGCCCCAAACCCAGAAUACAUACUUCGCCUCAUUCGACGAGCAGAUGAGCAGCAGCCUGUGUUACGAGAUUCCCAGAUAAACCUGGAGUACAAGAUCGGCAAUGUUGUCCGGCAUGGUAGAUACGGCUUUGUUGGGGUUGUGACUGACGGAGAGAUGGCACAGGGAUCGAUCCUGUAUUACAGGCUAUUCAUGCAAGGAACCUUUUCAUUGGUCAAGGCCUCGAGCCUUGAACUCGUGCGCGAUCCUGAGGAAGCACAAGCAGCAUUUUUCCCCGACACUGGAUUAUUCUUCAAGCAAUUUGAUAGAGAAAAGUGCACAUUCAUCCCUUCCAACAAUGAGGUCGUCUAUACGCCAGUAUAA
Messenger RNA from Colletotrichum acutatum, 1752 nucleotides. Its product is annotated as F-box domain-containing protein. The record is from RefSeq and is a predicted model, not a curated record. Gene Ontology annotation, molecular function: protein binding; DNA binding. Bases 1 to 1752 code for a protein of 583 amino acids. NCBI's taxonomy places the organism in Eukaryota, Fungi, Ascomycota, Sordariomycetes, Glomerellales, Glomerellaceae. The transcript is spliced from 4 exons.